GGCAAUUUAAGGAAAGGGCCAUUUGGACACACACACGCAAACCAAUCAACCAGUCCAUCUUCGUUUACACGACAUCCGUGUUGAUACAUCACAUCCAUCCAGCCGUCCAACCAUGUUUCCGCGUUAAUUGGGCGUGCGAUGGUCAAUUGAGCUGGUCAUGGCGUGGCAUGUACCAGAUCUCUCUCAAGCCGUCUCUGCCGUACUGGCACUUCCAUGCAGAGGCGGCGAGAGACACACACGUACACACGCACUGUUCGGCAGCGCUCAGCUACAGAUAGACGUCAGGGGGGGGUGCUGUGGUAUAGAACUUAGACGAAGCGCAGCGCAAAGCGGUGGUGGUGACAACGCCCUGGCUGACAUGUGGGCCCGCCCGCCUUGCUGUCUGUCUCCCUUCCUUGUUGGCUUGGUGCAGUGCCCGCCUGCCUAUGGUGUAUAAGUACCCAUGUGUUCGCGAUGGAUGGAGUCUCUCUGCCCUUUCUGCCUGCCCUCCCGCCCGCUCACCUGUCCCCACAAGUACCUACCUAGUGCUCUGGCUGGCCUGGCAAGUGACUGACAUCCACAGGGGAGGAAGGCCCACAUCGAAUCGACCUGUCUGUCUGUCUGUCUGUCUCGGCGGGCCGAGGGAGAGGGCACAAUAUAUGGGAAAAAGACACGGACGGACGGACGGCACGAGAGACAGACAGUAUUUAGUUUUCUCGCUCGUCGAUGGGUCACGACACCGCACAAACUGAUCAAGGGAGGGCGCCUAGUAGUAGUAGUGUCGCUGCAGCAGAGCCCCGGCCCUCCCUCCAUCCGUUCAGGCAAUGCACCCCCACGUGAGCAGCAUAGCUAUCUGGUCUGUCUGUCUGUCUGUCUGGCUCCCUCCUCCACCAACAACACUCCACCCAGGUGUGUGUGCACGCCACGCCCACAAAGGGUGCAGGCAGGCACUCAGGCAGGCAGCUCUCACGCAGCGCAUGCACUGCACGGUCGCCGCCACCAGCCCGUGAGAUGAGAUGAGACAGAUAGAGAGGCCUCUCGGCCAUCCAUGCUGCUGUCUGUCCCUCACACGCCACUCACACCCAGGGCGUCCAGCCCUCAUACAUCUGGCUCAGCCGAUCCACUCCCAUCGCCUCCUGCAGCAGCUCAUGGGCUGCGCGGGCCGCGGGAGCCUGUGACCGACCUCCAGCACCACCGCCACCGCCCCCUCCACUCACAGGGGCUGCGCGGCGUUCCAUCGAGGACGACGAGGCCGCCGGGAUGUCGUCAGCGACGGCUCCAGACUGCUGCUGCUGCUGCUGCUGCCUCGGUCGUCUUCGGCGGAUGAGUGCGGUGAGCUUGCGCUGGACCGACUUGACGGCCAUGGUGGCCUGCCACUUGUACACUGACGGCCGGUCGACACGAGGCCGGGGUGCCUCGGCUGCUGGGCGGGCGUGGGUGCGUGAAGGGCUGAGAGCGGAUUGGGCAGGAGCAGCCUGGCGCUCUUCUUGCAACACUGCGGACGUACACACGCAUACAGACAGACACAGACACAGAGAGAUCAACAAUGGCCACUUCAAUUAAGUUCCUUGGUGUGUGCCGAUUGUCUGUCUUACAAAGGUCGCUUUCGAUGUCGUCAAGCUCUCCCUCCAGCUCCCACUCAUCGAUGGCCUCCCCCUCGCCCGCCCCGUCCCCUGUCUCGUGCACGGCUCGCUUGCGCUGCUGGUCGAGUUGUUCCCGUGGCUUGGAAAUGGCGUCGGUGUCUGCGUCAGCUUUGGCCUCUGUGCGGAGGAUCUGCAGGUUGAUGGCGUCCUCGUCGAUGUCCUGGGCCAGCUGCUCCAUGUGAGCCGCACCACCAGCACCGCCCUGACAGACACCACACACGACACGACAGACACCACACACAUCGGCCAUGGUGGACGGGCAGAAUGCUCUGAUGGAUGUGCGCCUGUCUGUCUAUUUCCAACUUCACUCACCUCUUGUGCGUCCUCCUCUUCCCCUUCGGCGUCUUCCUCCUCUGUUUCCUCCUCGAGCACAUCCAUGAUCUCAUCCGACGCCUCACCAGCAGUGUCCUUCUCCUUCGCCACACCGCCGCGCGCAGACGAAGCCGACCCGACGUCCUGCCCAUCUGCCAUGAUGCCUUCGCGAGGGCUGCCGUCUGCUGCUGCGGCCUUGGCCCCUUCCUGUGGGAACGGUGGCAGCGACGGGGGCGCGGCGUCGGGGGCAAUGGGUGUGAGGUCGGUGAAGUCGCGCGAUGUUGGUGGCUGGUGUGUGGUGGAUGAGAGCUGCUCGCCGAGGUCGGCAGCUUUGCGGUCUGAGAGGAGGGCCAGGGUGUAAUCGUUGAGGGCCUUCAGGUCGUCCUUCACCACAGACAUUGGGGCCGACAGGGACGCCGGAAGAAUGGUCGACUGCAUCGACACCACACAUGAUGUGCAUUGUUCCCGCGUCUGAGUGACUUCCUCCCUCACCCACUCACUCACACACCUGUUCGAUGCGUUCGUCGAGCAGCGGGUCCUUUGUGGCCUGGCCGGCCCUGCGGUCCUUCUUGUCGAUGGUGGGCACCAGCAGCAGCUGCUUGACGUCAAGGGCCUUCUUCUUGCCCUCCAGCAAGUGGUUCUGCAGGCUGUGCAGCGUCGUCACAAUCCGCUCGCACCGCUCCCCCGACUUGGCCAGCAGAAUGGGACACAUGCUGGGCAGCAGCGUCUUCAGCCGCCCCUCGACGGCACCCUUGUCUCUGCCCAACAGGUGGGAGUACAUCUUGUAGAGCUUCAGCAGGGUGGCCAGCAGCCGUGGGUGGGUCUGCCAAAGGUCCAUGGCGUGACGGUUGACGGCCUCCCGUGCCUCUCGCAGCUUCUUGACACGCACCGUGCCCUCCUUGUGCAGCACCAUCUGCUCCUGCACAACGUCUUCCGUCGGCAGGGGGCGGGGCGACGGCAGCCGAGCCAGGGCCGCCUGCAGCUCACCCCUCCUCCCUUGAUACUCCUCGUUCUCUCGCCCGGUGGCCUCUCUCAUCGCCCUCGCGUCCACAUACGCCCGCAGUGGCGGCAAGGCCGAUGGCGCGAUGGCCGCACCGCCCUGGAGAGUGAGCCCAACGGCCAGCCCAAAGGACAGCAGCUGCCUGCCCCAGCUGAGCAGGUUGGUCUCGAGCUCGUCCUCGGCGUGUGUCAUGGCCCCCAUGCACUCGGACAGCUCCCCCAUGACCGGCUGGACCUCACGCACAUGCGACGCCAGGUCGAUCCACCCCUCCCUGCCACCUGCCAGCAGCGGGGGCCUCGGUGGCGACGGCAGGGUAGAGAGCGUCACCGAGACAACGCUCGCUGAAGUCAUGCCUGGGGGCGGGGCGGCCGGGAUGCUGUUCUGGCCGUUCUCGAUCUCCUUUGCCACCAUGGCUGCGUUGAGCAGAGGGAAGUGCACCCAACGGGCUGCGAAGGCCAGCUCCAGCAUCUUGCCACGGUAGACGGGGAGGGACGCUUCGAACGCCCCCCAAAGGUACGCCUGCCGCUGCACCUCAUAGCUUCUGAGCCGCUGGCGCGACGGCUCGUUCAGUGCCGCCAUGAAGUUCUCCACAAACGCCGUGGGGCCCGACCCCCCCAUGGCCGGCUGGUGCUGGUGAAUGAGCGUCUCGACUGCCUCCUCAAGACCGCGUAGGCUGCAGCGUGUCAGCACAAAGCCCUCUGUGCUGUCCCCGCCGCCCUUGAGCGCCUGUGUGACCGAGUGGGCGCUGCCGUAGACGGCCAGAAGCAGCCGAUCCAACACCGAGGCCAGUGUGUAGGUCACUGUCUGCGCCAUGAGGGGCGCGAGGCCGACGGUGGCCACCACGUCGAGGAAGUCUUGUGAUGCCACUCCGGCCUGCAGCUUGUCGGUCCUCUUGCCGUACAUCUUGGCCAUCAGCCGCCCCAGCGCCAUGGCCACCCACUCCCGCACAUCCAGCCGCAGCGCCCUGGCGUAGUGUGCACGCAGAGCCGGGUCCAUCCUCUCUCCAUUGGCUCUAUCGGCCGACCCUCCCGCCCCUGACGAGCCUGCUGCUCUCUUCGGCAUGGGUGAGCGCUGUGGGCUGGCCGAUGUCGACUGAAGGUCGGGGAAGUCGGCCAGCGAUGGCGCUGACUGCCGCGCAGAGCGUGCCGGGCCCCAAGCCACGGCGGGCUGCUCCUCGCCAUCGUCGCUUUUCUGCGGUGUAGUGGUGCCGUCAUGGACUCCCGCAUUGGCGAUCUCGGCCUUUUUGUCCUCCUCAAUGAGCUUCUGCCUCCGCUCGUCCGACAGAGGGGCUGCGGCGAACGCCAGGGGGAAGUCGUUCUCGAGCGCCUUCUGCACCAGACAGAGGGUGACGGCCGACGAGCAGAAGCUAGUGGCGGGUGCGUUUGUCGACGCGAGGGAUGAGGAGAAGGAUAUGGCGCUCUUGAUGUUUGGCGUGGCGCCCCGCGCCCAGUUGGACGACUGGCUCGACGCAGUAGUAGGGGGCGAGGCCGACGACGGUGAGGAUGGGCCGAGGUCCACAUCGUGCUUCCGCUGCGCCGCCGUUAUGUCGUCACGCAGUCGGGUCUGACGCAAAAGAGAGAGAGAGAGAGAGAUUGGGGAGUGGGGGAACGGUGCGUGAGGGAGAGGGACCUACCAGCUCGUUGCUGAUGGUGUGUAUGGCUGAUUGGAGUUCCUUGAUGUGGCCGUCGAGCGGGGCGAAGUCGGUGGGGGGCGCUACACUGUCACGGCUGGACUCUGACGGGGAGGUGGCCGCGUCGGUGUUGAUCGACAGCAGGUGAUCCAGAUGCCCGGACAGCCCACGCAGACCCUGGAGAAGACACACGAUGUCCAGCACGAGAAGAAGAACAGUUUCGUUCUCCAGUCAGUGUCUGUCAUUUCUUCCGCUUGUGUGCGUGCGUACCUUCUUGACACGCUCGGUGCCCUCGGCCAUCCCAGUGAAGGACACCUCCUCUCGGCUGAGUGCCGCACUGCACCAUACAAACGUUAUAUAUGUUAUAAGACAGAAAAGACCCAUCCAUGCAUCCAUUUGUGAGUCAGACCGCCUCGCCCCUCCCUCCCUCCAACCCACACCACUCACCUGAGUCUCUUCCACUCAUUGGCGGCCCUGUCGCCCUCGGCCGUCACCUCCCCCAGCCGCUGCAGCCACGGCGGGACAACACCUGCCUGCGGCCCGCCAUCACCCAGCGCCGUCGCUGCACCGACGUUGCGCACAGGGUGGUUGGUCAAGGCCCAGUCAUCCACAUCAAACAGUACCCCGAAACGGACCUCCGCAUCGGCCUUCUCCAGGUCUGCCGGGCUCUCCAGCAGCGGGCCGGUCGGCGGCGGGUCGGGGGGUGUUCGGUGAGUGUCGGUGUGUGUCUCGUGAAGGUCGCUGGGGUGCAGCACUUGCAGGCGCGAUGGUGCAAGGGAGAGUGCGGACGCCUCAAAGGCGUAGAGCGCCUUGACUAUCGUCUGCCACCCCUUGAGCAGCUCCACCAGGUCAGCGGGCACCCCGCCGCUCGAGCAGUUCUUGAGCACCUCCAGCACAUCGUCCAUUAUAGCCACCAACUCCACCAGCGUAUUCAGGCCGCCCUCGCCUUCAAUCAUGGUCUUGGUGGCCUUGAGGAGGUGGACGCACCACUUCCAGCAGCCGCCGAUGACGGGCAGCUGCUUCUUGCGGGCCGUGGCCGACUGAGAGCCGCCGAUGCCGCCCAUUCCCACGCCGACGGCCUUUGGUUUGAGGGAUGCCAGGGAGUCGCUGGCGUCACGACGCAUGCAUGAAGCGCGACGCUCCAGACGCACUCGGAGGCCGGACAGCGCACCGUCUGCAAGCGUGGGCAGGGGGAGGUGAGGUGUGUUGGUCGGAUGCGCGUGCGCGUGGCAACCUACCUACCUUUGGCGAAGAGCUGCAUGGCUCUGUCGAGCUGGUCGGCCACGGCGACGAAGUUGUUCUCCUGCUGCUGGGCCGCAUGGCGCAUCGUCUGAAGCUCUUCAUCCAAACGCUGACAGAGAGAGGGAGGGAGAGAACACGCCCAUCCGAUCGCACCCACCCGUCUCGCCUCUGCGUCAGCCUGUGUGUGUGUGUGUACCUGGACUGCCGUGUUGAGUACGGCUGUGUCGGUCGUGAGCUGGAACGGCUCGUCAGGUGAGUGUGUGGGCGCCUUGAGCUCAGCGAAGAGCCGCAUGAAGAACUGCAGGGGGUGGUGGUUGGACCACGCCUGUGUCAACAUCCCCAGGGGAGCCACUCGCUCAGACAGCCCCUGCACACGCACCACAUCAGAUAGACACCACUGAGGGAAAUCGCUCCGUCUGUCCGUUCUUCCUUUCGAUUACCCGCAGAGUGCAUUGGAGGUUGAUAAAGAUGUUGCAGAGUUUCUGCGCCCUCGAGCUGAACCUGUGAAUGGCCCGCCACCUGUCGCUGACGCUGGCCCGCUGUUCGACGUCAGUCGGCAUCUUGACGGGCGGGAUGAGCGCCACGGGGCUCUUGAAGGACACCAGGAAGUGGGAGGAGAACUGGUAGUGGUGCUGCAGAGACAGCAGGAACUGAUACACCCCCUGCAGCGCCACCGCGGACGACUGGAUGGUGGCCCUGCACUCCACCAACUGCGCAGUGCUGCUGGCGUGCUUGGCCUCGAGAUCGGACAGCUCCUGCACACACACAGACACACAGAGAGGAGACGAGGGUCUUGGUGGGCCUGUGGGAGGGGAGCCAGUCUCGCUGUGUGUGAGGGGUGGGUGUGCUGUGUGUGUACCUUUUGUAUUUUGUUGGUUUUGUUUUCGUAGUCGAUGCGGUCCUUCUUGGUGACAUAUCCGCUGCUGUCGCCCGUCAGGCUCAGCUCCCUCAGCGUCUCAAUCACAGACGACUGGGCCCUCGCCACCUCCUGCACACACACACACACACACAUGGGUGACUCCGCAUGGCCAUUGUCUCGACCACACACCCCGACCUGUGCCUCAGCAGCGAGCCUGGAUAGCUGUUUGGAGGUGUCCCUGCUAAUGGUGUCGAGCAGGCUGCUGAGGGCCUCCUUGAGCACCCGCUCUCGCGUGACAGCCACCUCCUCGAGCGACACUGGGGGCGGCAGGGCCGCCGCAGACAGCCAAUCGUGCAGAGGGGCCAGCAGGAGGGUGUCCAUCAGGCCGGCAUACAUCUCACGCCACUCGCCGAGGAUACACAACACAUCCUCCAGUGUCUGCACUCAGUCACAUACCAUACACCAUGCAGUCGAGACUUGAGGCUUUGUUGCUCCCCCCUCUCUCCACGCGUGGCUUAUCUCACCUCUUGGAAGAUGCCGUGUGUGCCGGUGGGCCCGAGGGCGUAGGAAAUGAUGCGCGUGAGGCGGAACGGCACACACUCGGGCACCCGCAGCCGCGCCCCCCUGUCGAAGCAGAUCGACACGUCAACGUGCACCACCUCGCCCGUCCUCGCGUCGAGAAGGAUGUUGUCCAGGUGCCGGUCGCCGAGGCCAAUCAGGUGCCCGAUGGCCGAGUGAAUGGCCGUGGAUGUGGCGAACGACGCCGUCAGCGCCGUGUGGUGUGCGGGGUGGGUCGACGAGAGGAACAGCUCGCGAGAUAUGAUGUCGGGCGGCGUCUCGCUCUGCAGCUCCAAAAACACCUGACAUGACAGACACAGCAAGGUGUGAGGGGAGAGAGGCUGGGUCCCUUCUCGAAGCCCUAAAUCUGUCCCAAGGCCUGGCUGACCUCUUUCAUCAUGUCGGCUGGCCAGUCCUUCCUCUGUGUGGUGUUAGGAUUCAUGCCCCGCCUCUCCAGCUUCUCCUGCACCUUCCUGUGGUACGCCUCGGUCGCACCCUCAAUCCGCCCCGCCACAGCAGCGGCGAUCCGCGACACCAGGCGCACGGCGGUCUCGUCGGUGGGCCCACCGCCCACGCCCCCGCCGCCCUCCUCGAAGUGCUUGCGGUAAGGCUGGAACUUGUGGUGGAAGUCGGUCUCCUUCCGCUGCGAGCCCGUCAGGUUUGUGAGGGAGAUGAUGCCGCCCUGCUGCGGGGCCACGGGCGCAGACGCCUUCAACUGCGCCUGCAGAAGGCGCAAUUGCUCCUGUGUGUGGGAGAUGGAAAACAAACAGGUAAUGGUGGACGGGCUUAUGUGUCGGGUCACUCAAUUCACCCGUACCUUUUGUAUUUUCCUCUGCUUGAGGAGGGCGAAGAAGGGCACGGCGUUGUUGACCCACCGAAUCAGCCCCGACCUGGGCGACAGUGGCACCACGUCAUAGUGCCUGCACCGCCAGCCUGCCCUGCCCUCCUCCUCGAGCACUCUCGUCGUGAGGGCCAGGACCUGCAUCAGCCGCUGAUCGAGCUGCAGGUCGUCGCGGCCCUUGAGCAGAAAAGUGUGCUGCUGCCCUUUGUCGUCCUCUAUAACCACCUUCUUGGGCCGCGUCUUGGUGGCCAGGCAGGACACCUUGGGGCCGAACCUGCAGAGUGGCAGGAGGGCGGGGGCGCCUGAGGGAGUAGUGGUGGGGAGGUGCAGCAGGGGCUGCUUGAGGGGCGUGUCGGUGGCCACUGACGAGCUGAGCUGCUCGAGCGAGGGGGAGAUCUCACGCAGCGGCUGCGACGGGAUCCGGCCGCACUCCCUGCACAUCAAAUGACGUUUGGUGUGUGCCUCCUGGUCUCUCUCUUUGCGCCUCACGGGUCUCACGAACGUACUUGAGUAUGGCUGUCAGGUGCGUAAUGAAGCUCCGCCUCAUGUUGCCUGGGUCCUUGCCAGCCUCCUCUCCCCACCGCCCCUCAUCCCUCCUCUCACCAGCACCACCACCACCACCACUCUCCGUUGCCCGCUGCCUCUCGUCGUCCUCACCUAGCGAAGCGUGCGCAUCCAGCGCAUAUCGCAGCUGCGGCACAAUACGCGACAGGAACCGCCUGGCGGCGAUCGAGUCCACCACGGGCGCCCCGCCGCCACUGAGCAUCUUGAUGGCAUCAACGGCCUUCUGCACGCCCUUGGCAGACGGGGACGGCGCGCUGGCCUGCGGUGCGGGGGCAAUGGGCUGGACGGGGGGGAAGUCCACCUGCUGCUGCCGACCCCGCCUGCCGCCGCGGUGAGGGGGGAGUCGUUGCUGGCGUGGGGGAGUGGGCGUGGACCCGGGCUGGGGGAGGACGGUAUCGCCCGAGAGGCUGACAAGUGCGGCGUGGAACUCGUUGACCUUGCCGUAGAGCAGCGGGAGGAUGCCCGGCUGGAGGGACAUGUCUGAGUUGAUGAAGGCCACGAUGCGCUCGAGGUACCGGUGGGAGACCUCAUCAAUGGGGUUGGCCAGGGCGGCCACGCCCUCCAACAGACCCGACAGCGCCUGCACCAUGUCGGGCUGGUGCUCCCGCAGACACUCCAUCGCGCGCCCGCCCUCAGAUAGCCGCACUGAAGCGUCAUGGCCUCCAUCCUUGGCGGCAUCGUCUCUCUCGGCUGCAAUCGACUGUUCCGACACACUCGCGGCGAAGAGUGUGUGUCUGGGGCAGGCGUCAGAGAGUCGCCAGAAGAGGCGCAGGGCCGCCUGCCGUGAGAGGGGGUGUGGGUGGCGUGUGGUGGCCAGCAGCUGAGGCGCGACCUGUAGCCAUACGGCGGGUGGGAUGGCGGGUGCGGUGAUGGUCUCGAGGGCCAGCUUGGGGUUGAACUGAGCGGGCAGAAUCUUGAGGCACCGCAGCAACAUCUUGACCAGGGUGGCGUGCGGGGGCGGCAGGAUGCACUCAGACUGUUGUUCUGCACCCCACCCCCUGGCCUCCUGUGCCCCCUCUCCCCCUCCAGUCGCCUUGGGCGGCCCCACGGACAUGUAUCUGGCAUAGGCGGCCAGGCACUCGGUGGCCGUGAGAGUCCGCCACUUGUGCAGCGACCGGCAGUACCGCUUUAGCAGCUCCACCACGGCCGUCUUGACGCGAGGGGGGAAGAGCUCGCACAUGGCCGACGACGACAGCGCGUGAGACCAGUCAAACGCCGCCUCCGCCCCCUGCCUCUCCAGCUGUGCCAGGGACCGCCCCUUCUCCAUCUCGGCUGCGGUUGGCGGUGCAGGGGGGUGCAGCUCGCUCCACUCCUUGACGGCAGUGCGGCAGACGCCCACCAGCUGUGCGAGCCGCUCGCGCAGCGGUGUGCUGCCGUCCUCGGUGGUGGGUGACUUGAUGAGUCCCUGCUGCUUGAGCAGCUCCAGCACGUUCCACGCCAGCUGCGGCCCGUCGACCUGCCGCCGUUGGUCGUAGCACCAGUCGCCGUACCGCCGCCAGAGGUCCGCACUGUCCCUCACGAUCUCACAGCCGGUCCGAAGCAGCCACCCCGCCACUUUGGGGUUGAAGAGGGGCCGGUGGGCGGCCGACAGGUGGGAUGUGACGUGGUGCACUGGCGGGGGGUGCUUGGCCGCACCGGGGGGCGACGCCGACGGGUCCCAGUCUUUCUUGGUCCAGUGCUGGCCUAUCGCCCGCACCACAUCAGCGUCCACAGGGAUGCCCGUAGAGUCGGUGUGUAUGCGGCGGGUGGCGCGGAUCUGCAGCAGCUGGGUCUGUAGCUGCCCGACUUUCUCCUCCAGAAGACCCCCGCUCACACGCAACGCGUCCAGCGGACUCGCGUCGCCUUCGCGAGUGCUCUCGCUGUCGAUGAUGACUCGGUGAUGCGCGCGCAGCAUGUCGACGUACUCCGUCACGAGCUGAGCCGUGAGCUGCCCCACCAGCUGGCCGCCGUCAUGGUCAGCCUUGCUGAGGUGUGGGAGGAGGGCCGUGAGGGCCUCCUGGAGGCUGGUGAAGGCGUAUGGGAGGCGGCCUGUGGCGGCCAUGCUGUGUGCGUAGCAGAGGCUGUGCUGGGCGGCGUAUAUGGGGUCUGAGUCGUCCAUGGGUGCGGGGAGGAGGGAAGGGUGCAGGAGGCUGAACGCGUAGCUCUGGUUGCCCGACCGCACUGCCAUGUUAUGCAGCCGCAUCUGACACAUUGCAUUACACAGUCACGUCACGCAGACACACACGGGGACGUCAGUCACUGUUGUGUAGCCGCUCGUGUCCAGUGCACAGAAACUGUUUCUUUCUCUGUUCCACGCCCGCCUGUUGCCUCACUCACUCACCAGGUCGGUCGCAGCGAAGUGCAGCGGCAGACCAAGGCUCCUCGAGAACUGGAGACAACAGACAGGAGAAGCUGAAUGAAUCUUGACCCUCGCCACCCGACCUGCCUCGCCCCCCGCUUGGUUGUUCUCACCUUCAUGUCAUCGAUCGAGGGCAGAACAACCUCGCCGGUCUUGCCGCCGUCAACAAUUCUCUCAGUCACCCGCCGCUCCAACAAGUCCAGACAUCGCAAUGCCGUUGCUUGACGAGCCAUGGCCCCACAGCUGCCCAGCGACACACAUGGGAAGGCCGGCAUCGGCUCCACCACACUCUGCGCGCUCAUGUGGGUGACGAUGGACGCCCGGGCUUUGUCGAGGGAGUAGUAGAAGCGCUCCAGCAGCGGAGAGGCAGGGGCGGGAGGGUGUGGCGGCGGGUUGUCGAUGAGGUCGUGUGCGGUGGCUGCCGCGUCCAUGAGGAAGAGGUCGGACACCUGCGGCCACUCCGACAGACGCAGCACCAUCUCGUAGUGGUAGGAUGAGGGCGACGGCAUCGGGGGGCUGGAGCUGCUGCCACUGCCACUCUCGUCGGCGCGGGGCGAGCUCGACCGGAGGGACUCCUCCACAUCCCUCUGCUGAUCAGCAGCUGCACACACGAUACACGAGACAGCACAAACAAACGGACCAUGCAGCUGUGGCUCACGUCAUCCUUGUCUGGUCGGUCUGCUUCGGUAUCCUUACUUGCCCAGUCUGCCGGCAGCUGCGCCAGGGCCAUCUGAAUGGACGACCGGCACCCUGCCCUCUCCCCGUCUAACAGCCUCAGCUGGGCCCUCACGCCCUCCAGGGCCGCCUUGGACACCACCAUCUCAGCACCGGGCUGCUCAUACGUCUCCACCCACCGACUCAGCGCAGUCUUGUCGCCGAGGGCGCAUGCGGCGUCCCGCCAUGCGCGAGCCAGCACCACCUGCACGAGAGUGGCGUUGGCGGGGCUGAGGGCUAUGGGGAGGUCGCUCGAUGCGGCCGAGGCCUCGGGGGCGUCGCCGGUGGGCCGAAUGACCAUGACGCAGGGGCCAGUGGACUUGGCUGACGGGGCGAGGUGCGCACGGAGGCCGUAGAUAAGCUGGCACACCUCCUCCAGCCUGAAUGAGACACAACAGGCACACGCACAGAGGGAUGUACCCAUCCCAUGCGUGUAUCUGUCAGGUGUGCUAUGUCUUGACCGACCGUCCACCCGCGAGGCUGAUGAAUGCGGGUUGCGCUUUGAGGAGCAGUGUGUCGCCCCGGUACACCUUGCUCAGCAGGAUGGCGGCCGGUGUCCGUGCCUGUGCCUGGGGGCUCUGGUCGCCGUCCAGAAACGAGUCGGCCGACGGGGUGGUCCACAGGUGGUGGUGCUGCUGGUGGGACUGCUCCUCGCGCACCAGCUGCUGCAGGACGAUGGAGCACCGAGCCUUGUAGAGGUAGCACAGACCUCUGAUCGUCCCUGGAUCAACGAAGACACGGUGAUGGGACACACACGCACAGGAGACGUGUGUGCCGCCCACGUACCUGAGUUGUUGAGGCUGAGAGCGCUCAGCAGUGCGCUGAGGAUGGUGGCCUCGAGCUCCUCAAGCCGCUUGCUGGCCGCUCCGGCGCCCUCUGCUGGCCGAUGUGCCACGCUGUUAUGCUGACCAGCUGCUGCAGCUGCAGCACUGGCCGGCUCGGCCAACGGACGAUGCCCACCCACAUCCCGACCUGCAUGCCCAAUUGAUAGAUAAUCAGAGCCACCUCGGUCGCUCGCCCGUCCAUUCACUGACUGACCUUCUCCCUGUGACGGCUGGGCUGUGGUCUGCGAGGCAGCGGUGAGGGAGGAAGGACCCUGCAACGUGGGCGCCGUCAGGUCACCUACAAAAGACGACACAACACAAGAUUCGAUCAGGUUUGAUGCAGUGACUGCAUUUGCCCCACUCGUGUGAUUACCGGUUGUGGGUGGAUGUGGCUGUCCUGUAGUGUGUGUGGACGAGAAGCUCAGCGGGACACCCGCUCGCGGCCUCAACGAGCCAGACGGCGGAGACGCCUGUGUGCCGGCCCUUGACGCGCGUGAACCCUGCAGCUGGUCGUCGUCACGGACCUCGGGGGACUUUGGCGGUAUGAGGGGCGGCUGUGCGGGGGCUGACGGUCUGUCACGGAGGGCGGCUAUGACGUCGACAAGCCUGGUCUCGCAGACGGAGAAGUAGCCCGGAGAAGACAGGAACCGACCCAGCUGAUACACACACAUAGAGAGUAGGGAUGAAGCCGUGAAGGUGCGUGUAUCUAUCGUCUCUCUCUCUGGGUGGGUGGCUGACGGACCGUGAGUCUGCUGAAGUACCGCCUGACGCCCUUCUGGAACCAGUCUGUGAAGAUCUUCCGGUUGCUCUCUGCGAAGGUGAUGGAGGGCACGGACAGCAGGGUGCCCUGCACGUGUGACGGGGCGUGCACCGAUACUCCAUCGGACGCCAACACGCACAUCUGCUCCAGCAGGUGGAGGAACAGCACCACGCUGCCGGGAUGCACCAGCCCGACACACCCACCGGAGGAAGAGGUGGAAGAAUCACCGCCGCGACCUGUGGACCGAACACACACAACACAUACACACGAGCCGCUACGAAUCCAUUUCGCCAUGUUGUCUCACUUGUGAAUUGCGCGAGGAUGUCCUGCCAGCAGGACGACUCGAGCGGCAGUGGGAAAGGGGCCUCGACGAGCUUCUUCCACCCAUCAGGUCCGUCGUCGAGGGCCGCCCUGCUUGGCCCCUCCCCGAUGGAUGCAUCGGCUGUGUCGCCCCUCAUGCCCUGCAGCCACAGCCGCGAGGCCGUGCAGCUGUUGGCGGCCGACUCCUUCAUCAGAGUGUGCAUGUACAGCAGGAACUGCGGCAGAUGCGACACAGGGGAGUCGCCCGCCUUGGCACCCGAUUGCGUUCCUGCUGCUGCUGCCGCCGCCGAUGAAGAUGCCGGCGGCCUCCCUCUCUCCUUCGGUGUCCCUCCGCGGCCGUGACGGCCACCCGGUUCCCUCUCGUGUGUGUGUGACUGCUGCUGGCCUUCACCACUACCACCACCACCACCAGCAGCGGCUGUGGCUGCUGUGCCAAUGAAGGGGAGCUCGAACCGUUGCGCCACCAUGGUGUAGGCGAGGACGAGGAGGGUCCACGUGAGCUGGUGUGCGUGUGGCAGUGAUGCGGGUGGUGGGAGGAAGGGGACGGUCUCGUGGACUGACGUUGGCGACCGGGGGCCGUCGGCGCCGGCAGAAGGGGAGAGGGAGGGGCGGUAAGGCGACACGAACGGAUGGCAAAAGGCAAAGGCCUCGGGGUCUAACGGACCCAGCGACCUGACAAUACACAGACAGACAGACAGACCUGACAAUAGACAGACUCGCUCCGUGUGUUGAGCUGGCUGACCUGAUGUUAUUGAGGAUGGUGAGCAUCUCGUGGCUCGACGCUUUGCCCGCCUUGAUGAGCACCAGGAUCAGCGCCGGCAGACACAUGACGCCCUCACCACGGCACCCCACAGCAGCACCACCACCCACUUCGGCCUCCCCGCUCUCGUCACCUCCCCAGCCGCCCGGCAGCAUCCGGGGCAGCGCCAGCGGGUCGGACAGCAUCUCCGUCGACCACAGGGGCACAUACGACGCCCUCACUAGUGCUGCCACGCCAUUCGCAGAGGCAGGGUGCCGGUGCUGGUAGAGGCGGAUGUGGGCGAGGGCCGUCCGUGCGUCGGUGCCACGGACGGAGUCGUCCAGUGGCGAUGGGUUGAGGAGCAGCAUCUCCAGAGAGCACACGGCAGCGAACAGGCCGCCAUGCAGCAGAGAGUUGAAGCGCACGUCUGGGCUGGACACCUGGAGAGCAAGGGAGCCACCCAUCCCAUCGGUACAUGGACAGACACACUCUGCUGCGGCCUGCCCUGCCUGUCGCCCUCUUCUGACCUUAUUGAUGAGACUGCGGAAGGUGGCCACGUAGAGCACGGCGCCCUCAUACAACGCCCUUUGAAUCUCCGCAGAGGAGUCGCUCUUGACAUCCCCACCGAGGACAUCCAUGCCUCUGGCAUUGGGCGCCAUCGCCACGGCGCACCUCAGCCACAUUGCGUCAGGUGCAUCAGAGCCGUCACUUGCCGCCGAUAUGGACGCAGCCAGCCUCUGCAAGAUCUUGUGCUGAAACGGCAAAGGCAAAGAAAGAAGUGAGUCGGUCAGGUAGGGGCAUGGGCGUUGUGUCACCUUGAUGUGGGGGUCCUUGGUGGUCAGCCACAGGACGGCCGGGUGGGUCUCGAUGGCCGCCAGUAUGUCCUCGCGCACGGCCGCCUCGGUGGAGGGGUCAAGCAGCUCCAAGACGGACUCGCCCAGGGCGGACCACACCAUGGCAGUGGCCGGCGAGUCACCGUACAGGGUCACAAGAUCGCAAAGGACAGUGUUGCACGCCUGUGGAAACACAAACCACAAAUACACCAACACCUCUGCAUCUCUCCCUCUCAGUUCACUCACCGUCCAGCCGCUGUGUCUGAUAGCGUCCCCGAGACCCCUCCAGAAUCGCCCGAGGUACCUGGCCAGCCCCACCUGGCUCAUCUCGCUGCCCCCACCACCCUCGGCGUCAGGCACAUCAGUGCUAUUCGGCACCAACACCAGCAAAAACAGCAGCGGCCACGGCGGACGGGCGUCAAGGAUCUCCAGGUAACGCACCAACAGCCUACUCAUGGCACGCAGCGACUUGGAGAGCUCUGGCAGGGCGGCCACCUGAUCCUCUGUUGCUGCUGCUGCUGCUGGGGUCUGGGGUGGCGCUGCGAGUGACUUGACGUGUAGCUGUGCCCUGUCGAUGAGUGGCGGGGGGAUGGCUGGCAGGAGGGAGAGCAAAGCCGCCAGCUGACUGACGAAAUACUGGACUAGGGGGACACGAAGCUGCAGGGAAACAAGCGGCAGUGGAUGAGUUGUCGAUGGAUGUCUGGUGUGUGUGGGAGUGUGUGAGAGACUGACCUGCGGUUCGUCUCGCCCGAUGCAGACUUGAUAUGUCUCUCUCAACGCGUCAGCAAGGCGACCGGGGCCCGGGGAGCUGUCCACACCAAAACAACCGAUCACGUCUUUGUCUGAGGUGCGUGUUGUGUGCACCUGACUGACUCCUUCACUCACUUGAGCAGCUGCAUGAAGUCAGGAUCCGUGACAUAUGUGAGCGCUGUCUGUGCGUCGAGGGACGGCCCCGCAGCCUUGAGCAGCUCCAGAUGCAGCUCCACCAAAGGGACCACCUGAACCACCGCCACACAUGACAAUCGUGCGUGCAGCUGUUCUUCGUGUGGUUGGUCGUCUGCGCGCCUGUCUGACCUUGUUUCGCUGUCCCUCUGGCAGCUGUGCGUGGCAGGCCUGGAGGUAGGCGAUACACUCGCUGUACACACAGCCCACUUCUGGACCCAACAAAGCCACCGUCGCCCUCAGCAACUGGCGGAUAAGCGAAUGACACACAAUAGAGGUUCUCUAGCCCUAUAUGAGUGUGUCGGCACCCCUUCUCUCUGCUGACCUUGUCGGCUGUUUUGAUGAGGUCGACGUGGUGGUCUUUGAUGACGGGCUUCCAGGAGGCCUUCCCUCGACGAUGACCCGGCGGCUCCGCCUGAGACGAAGACGGCGCCUCCUCGGUCUCAUCUACCUGACGAACGACACACAGACACACCACAGUGCAAGCAACGUACACAGACAGGUUGUACUUUCUGUGCUUCGCUCGCUCACUGGUUCAGCGGAUUUGCCGCCGUGUGCCCGCUGGAUGGCGGGGAGGGUGCGCAGGUCUGUGAGAACUCGUCGGUGGUCGUCGAUGAGCUGGUCGAUGGGCGUGGAUGCCUUGAGGGCGGCACUGAAGGCGAGAUGCAGCUCUAAAUGGACCAGCACGAUGCGCACACCCGUCUCACUCGGAGAUCGGGCAACAUCCUGACACACCCACCACAUAGGCAGACAGACAGAGCUCAUCGACAGCCUGCGCUGCCCUGCCCCAACACACAGUUCUCUCUCCCUUCCAAGGCUUCCGACCUGCAUGGCUUUCUGCAUGGCCACGAGUGUCCGCUUCCUCUGCGCCGCGCACCACUGGCGAGUGGUCUCCCCCGUCUCAAAGAACCGCUGCCACCUGCCGAAGUACUCGAAGACCACCUUGGUUGGGUGUGGGAGGUUCUUCUUGGCCAGGUGCAUCGCCCAGCCGCACGCCGUGUCGACGAUCUCGGUGAAGUGGGCCGUGAACUCGUCAGGUGCCGCGGAUGCAAAGGCGUCGAGGAGAGGGAAUAUGGGGUUGCCGCCGGCGUCCUCGCUGAAGUUGAGCAUCGGGUCGGUGUGGCUCAUGAAGUAGUCCCCGUCUGUCAGGUACUGCAUCAGCUGCUCACUGACCUUCUUCCGACACGCCUGCCGCUCCCUCCCCACCUGGCUGGUGUGCCUGGCGAGAUCGGGUGGCGCCUGCUGUGGUGGGCCACGGAUGAGGGGGUCAGCGGCCAGCAGGGUGCGGCCGAUGUCCGACACGACAAUGACGUCGAGGGGCUCCUGCGCGCAGUCCAGUGCGUUGGCCCACCACUGCCAGAACUCAUACGACUUCUGCAGCGUCGUCACGAAGAUCUCGAAGCACUUGAGGCCGUCCUGGUAGCCCGUCUGCAUCUGACGCGACGAGGCUGCCUGCCCCUUGAGCUUGAGCAGCGCCGCCUGCAGACUGUUGAAGAGCUGCGUCGCGAUGUCGUGUUGCUGAUACUGCAGACCCUCCACCAGCUGCUGGGCCGGAGUGGUUGUCAGCAGCCGAUGCAGCCAUCGCACCUUCUCGAAUGUCUGCAGGGGCGUCUGCUGCAGCAGCACAUUCGGAUCGUCGAGCGGCGAGUCCGAUUGCCCGCGAGGUGGACGCUUCUCAUUCCUGCGGCGGGCGGGAUGGCCUCCUCUGCCGUCGGGGGGGCCGCCUCGCCCUCCUGGCGGCGGCUGCUGCAGUGCGUCGGAUGAUUGUGAAGGGCCUCCUCUCCGUGACGGAGCUGAAUCAUAGGUUGGCAGGAUGACGAUUGGCCGGCCUCUGCCAGCCGCUCCGCUGCUGGUUGCCUCAUGGUGGUGAUCGUCAGCUGAUGGUGUGGGCUGCUCCCCGCUGCCAUUCUCCUGCUGCCGGUGAUGCGGUCGGUAGACGCGGUGGCGUCUGCCGCGCUGAGGACGGUCCAUGCCGCCGAUAUGGCCACAGGCGACGGGCCGAUGGCCGCCGGGAGCUCACGAUGAAUUGAAACCAAGCAAGCCGGCAACACGACGCCAAACGUCAAGGAAACUUAAGAUCUUCGGCCAGGACACUUAGGACGUGUUGAG
Molecule: messenger RNA, 18208 nt
Organism: Vitrella brassicaformis
Lineage: Eukaryota; Vitrellaceae
Source: the annotation of a GenBank genome assembly